Molecule: messenger RNA, 552 nt
Organism: Humulus lupulus (European hop)
Lineage: Eukaryota; Viridiplantae; Streptophyta; Magnoliopsida; Rosales; Cannabaceae
Exons: 3
Coding region: 1-552 (183 amino acids)
Source: RefSeq, a predicted model, not a curated record
AUGGUAUCAGAGCCAGGUUCCGAUCCUGGGACCUGUGGGUUAUGGGCCCACCACGCUUCUGCUGCGCACUUGACUCGGAUAGAAGUAGCUUACUCUCCUUGUGGCUAUCUUCUUUCUCAAUCUAAGUACAUUGCUGAUAUUCUCGAUCAAGCUCGUCUCUCUCAUGCUCGCAUUGCUGAUACCCCUCUUGAGCUUAAUGCCAGGUAUUCUUCAUCUGAAGGUGUUGCCUUGUCAGAUUCCUCUAUAUAUCGCACUCUGGUUGGUAGCUUAGUGUACCUUACUAUCACCAGGCCAGACAUCGCUUAUGCAGUUCACAUUGUCAGUCAGUUUGUUGCAACUCCCACUACCGUUCAUUGGGCAGCUGUGCUUCGUAUUCUUCGAUAUCUUCGGGGAACUCAAUUUCAGAGUCUGAUUUUUCCAUCUACGUCUACUUUAGAGUUACGUGCCUACUCAGAUGCAGAUUGGGGUGGAAAGGAGGCUAAAACAGGUGAUUGGGAGCUUUGGAUCAUGAAGAGGAACAAUUCUGGAAAGAGCAUGUUGCUGUACUCUUAA